Periconia digitata is the source of this 822-nucleotide messenger RNA. NCBI's taxonomy places the organism in Eukaryota, Fungi, Ascomycota, Dothideomycetes, Pleosporales, Periconiaceae. The record is from the annotation of a GenBank genome assembly.
AUGCGUUUCUGCAAUUCCAUUUUGAUAGGUCUGCUCUGCAGUGCCGGUAUCACUCUUGCGCAAACGCUGCCACCAUCCCCAACCGCCUCGGUAGACUGUGAGCCUCACGGAGAUCACUGGCACUGCGACGGGCCCGCCUCAACUGGGUCAAUCUCAUCCGGACCCUCCUCAAGCGGCGCUGCGUCUUCUGUUAGCAGCGCAGCUGCCCUACCACCUAGCCCAACUGCAUCCAAAGACUGCGAACCUCAUGGCGAUCACUGGCACUGCGAUGAACCAGAGUCAUCCCGAGCCCCCAACACUGGAGCGGCCAAAUCAACUGAGGCUAGUCACUCUGCUGGUGACGGGGAAUUGCCACCAAGCCCCACUGCCUCCGUUGGAUGCGAGCCUCAUGGAGACCACUGGCAUUGCGAUGGACCGGCUUCUGCUACAUCGGGGAGCGCAUCGACAUCUGGAUCUGCAUCGGCUGGCGCAUCGGCAGCGGGAGCUUCUGCCGCCCCGAAUAAUGGUGCGGCGGAUCGAUUUGGUGGCCUGGUAGCUGUUGCUGGCGGUUUUGCUGGUGCGGCGGCUUUUGUGCUGUUGUGAGGAGCUUUUGUGCCGCAUGGAAUAUGCGAUGAUUAAAUUAUGAACUUAGUUGUGAGGACCUUGCUUGUGGGUCUCCAAUGACGGAAGUAUUAUCCCAUUCAAGGAUCUCCAAAACAAAGGCCCAGCAUAGAAAGAUUCAUAGUCAUAUCUGCCGUUGAUGGUGGGGAGUGUAGGAAGAAUUUCAGUCUUGUUGCACGCGUCUGACUAGGGUCAGGGUUAAAUUUAAGUGCGAGCGAUUUU